Messenger RNA from Acaulospora colombiana, 1349 nucleotides. The record is from the annotation of a GenBank genome assembly. NCBI's taxonomy places the organism in Eukaryota, Fungi, Glomeromycota, Glomeromycetes, Diversisporales, Acaulosporaceae.
GUGGAAUAGUGUCCCCCGCGAACCCAACAUUUAAUGUCGUUGAAGCAUCAUUCCAAUUAUCCGACUCUGGUGCUUCCUUUAUAGUUGCACAUCCUCUAACCCUUCCCAUAGUUGUUAAAGCUGCUGCCGAAGCUCAAAUUCCUUAUUCUAAAAUAUUUGUAUUCGGUGACGAAGAGAUCGAUGGAGUUCAACCGUACCGGACAUUAUUUGUCGAUCGAGAAUUUGAGCCUAUGGAGUAUACGCCAGAAGAGUCGAGAAAUACCACCGCAUUUUUAUGUUAUAGUUCGGGUACUACUGGAAAAAACAAAGGCGUUGAAACUACUCACACAAACAUGUUAUCCAUCCCUUCCAUCAUUAUUUUUCCUAUUGGCAAAAAUUUGAUUCUUGAUUAUCACCUGUCCACAGCCGUUCUUCCACAUUUAUGGGUUAACCAUGCACCUCCAUUUCGUUCUAACUUUGUCAUAAUCCCAAAGUUUGACUUAGCAACCUUUUGUCGCAUAGUUCAAGAUUAUAAGGUCGACUAUGCCCACCUUGUACCCCCAAUAAUUCUAUUAUUAGUCAAAAGUCCAAUUGUUAAUGAAUAUGACUUGUCGAGUUUACGAACAGUAACUAGUGGUGCUGCUUCCCUUAGCAAAUCAUUAAUGGAUGAUUUGUAUAAUACUCAUAAGAUUUCUAUCAAAGAGGGAUAUGGUUCCGUUGGAAUUCUGCUUUCAAAUGUUGAAGCAAAAGUUAUUUCGGAGGAUGGACAAGGCAAUAAAUAUAUUUUACUUUAUGAUAUGGUAUCAUAUACUGUAAAUGGCUUUAAUUAUAAUGAUAUUCUUCUUGAUUCAGAAUUGGGGCAUAAUAAACCCGGAGAGCUGUGCGUUCGGGGUCCAAACGUAAUGAAGGGAUAUUUAAAUAAUAAAGAUGCGACUGACUCUGUAAUGGACAAAGAUGGAUUUUUCCAUACAGGGGACAUUGCCAUUAUGGACGAACAAGAAAACUUGUACAUUGUUGAUCGAGUCAAAGAGUUAAUAAAAUAUAAGUGUUUCCAAGUUGCUCCCGCAGAGCUAGAAGAAAUCCUGGUCUCAUACCCAGCAGUGUUGGAUACCGCUGUAGUUGGUGUUUACUGUGAAGAAGAUGCCACCGAAUAUGUUUUAGCUUAUGUUGUACUCCAGACUGGCUACGAACAAUCACCAGAAUUAAUUACUAAAAUAAAAGAAUAUGUUUCUGACCGAGUGGCACCGCAUAAAAAGUUGAAGGAUGUGAUAUUUAUCGAUCAAAUACCAAAAAGCGCAUCAGGAAAGAUAUUAAGAAGGAUACUGAGAGAAAAGGCUAAAGUGGAGUACGUGUUUCCUCUUCAGGAAUAA